Messenger RNA from Parasteatoda tepidariorum (common house spider), 826 nucleotides. The record is from RefSeq and is a predicted model, not a curated record. Lineage: Eukaryota; Metazoa; Arthropoda; Arachnida; Araneae; Theridiidae.
UCCCCUAUAUUUUGAAAACUGAAAGCAUCUUAAGUUUAAGAGAACAAAUCUUCAAUUUCUCGUGAUAGUCUUCAAAUUUUUAAUCAAAGGGUUCUGAAAUAGCUGAUGAGCUCUUCAAACAUUUUUCAUAUGUUUGAUACCUCAAAUUUCUUCUAUGAAAAGUUUCCUUUAGUUCUAACUCUCUUGUCUAGUAUUCAAAAGAACUUAAUUUGUUAAAGACUUUAAUUUUUCUUAUGUAAAAUAAUGUAUAUAAAUGUUUUGUAUCAAUCAUUAAAUUUUUUUAGUGCUUCAGAGGUAGAAUCAGAAAAAGUUGUUCAAGAAGCUUUAGAUUACGCUGUUAAAGGUCAUACUGUGCUAGUGAUAGCUCAUAGUUUGAGUACAGUCCAAAAUGUAGAUUUCAUUGCUGUAGUAAAAAGAGGCCAAAUAGUUGAGUUCAGCAUUGUGCGAUGGCCGCCUUUACUCCUCAUACAAGCUGGUUUCCAUCAAAGCUGGAAGGGGGCUUAAAACAGCUAUUGGGGAUUAAUCCCCAGUUCUUAACAUUGACAGUUGAGUGCCAGAGCCAUUAACAUGUAAAUAAUAACAAGAAAAAAUGCGUCAUUAAUUGUCUCGCAUAUUUUUUAAUUACUUUAAUUCUAAUUUCUAAUCUUCUUCUGACAAUCCUAAUUUGAAAUUAAUUUAAAGGCAUUUUUUAUGCAAAAUACAAUAUUCUAUUUCCUUAUAAACAUUACGUUAGAUGUUUCCGUAUCAGUUGAUGGAAAUGUUGAAACUUGUUUCGCUGCUGUUUCAAGAAAUUGUUGCAGGCAAAAGCAAAAAGUGAUUACGACUG